This is a messenger RNA of Pyrenophora tritici-repentis Pt-1C-BFP, 1142 nucleotides long. RefSeq names its product NAD dependent epimerase-dehydratase family protein. Lineage: Eukaryota; Fungi; Ascomycota; Dothideomycetes; Pleosporales; Pleosporaceae. Gene Ontology annotation, cellular component: mitochondrion. The record is from RefSeq and is a predicted model, not a curated record. Gene Ontology annotation, molecular function: protein-containing complex binding.
AACAUCAGCAAAAACACCAAUUGUAAACGCAACACAACGCAGCACCAAUGGCAUCUGCUACAACUUCAGCGGCAAAGAAGAAGCUUGUUGUAUGUGGUGGUAAUGGAUUCUUAGGAAGUCGGAUAUGCAAAGCAGCAGCACACAGGGGGUGGAAUGUAACUUCGGUAUCGCGCUCUGGCACACCUCACUGGUCUUCCGUCUCAUCCUCGCAAACACCACCCGACUGGUCCGAAAAGGUCUCCUGGCAAAAGGGCGACAUCCUCGACCCUAAAUCGUACACGAAACAUCUCGAAGGUGCAGAUGCAGUGAUACAUACCAUGGGCAUACUGCUAGAGGCAGACUACAAAGGCGUCGUCAGUGGGCGGGAGAGCCCCAUCAAGGGCCUACAGAGAGCUUUCAGCAAGACCAAGGCAGGCACGCAGAAUCCAUUGGAACUCAAGGAAGGAGAGGUGCUGAAGCCACAAGAAAGCGACGGUCAGCUAACGUACGAAAUUAUGAACCGAGAUACGGCUGUUUCCCUUGCCUGCGAAGCGUCAACGCGAAAAGUACCAGCCUACCUCUACAUCUCUGCCGCAGCAGGAACGCCUAUUCUCCCUGCGCGCUACAUUACAACGAAACGUGAAGCCGAGUCGAUUAUAUCUACAACGUUCCCUACGAUGCGGUCAAUCUUCAUUCGUGCGCCGUUCCUGUACGAUAGCAGCAGGACGUUUACGCUUCCUAUUGCAGCGGCUGGCGGUGUCGCGAGCAUGAUAAAUAGCGCAGUUGGAGGCCGACUGACGUGGCUGAUGGGUGCAGGCGGCAUUAAGCCUCUGAAAGCAGACCUUGUGGGUGAGGCAGUUGUAGAAGCGCUCGAGGACGAGGAUGUCAGGGGACCAGUUGAGGUACUGGAGAUUGAAAGGCUGGGGACACGAGCAUGGAGGAAGAAUAUGGUGUAAAACAGGGAAAGAACAACAUGACUCAACCUAUAAAGAGAAGCGAAGGUAUGUUUGGAAAGGUAAAUCCUCUCUCACUCAUAAGUGUGUAAGAAAGCCACACUGAAACACGUGCAACUGAGUAUGUAGCAUCUCAACUGAACAUAUAUGUAUGCAUCUAAAAGAUAUGGAGCAAUUUCGCUUUCAACCAAGGGAAAGCUGUACAUACAA